Messenger RNA from Rhipicephalus sanguineus (brown dog tick), 2416 nucleotides. RefSeq lists its product as uncharacterized. NCBI's taxonomy places the organism in Eukaryota, Metazoa, Arthropoda, Arachnida, Ixodida, Ixodidae. The transcript is spliced from 6 exons. Bases 1496 to 2407 code for a protein of 303 amino acids. Gene Ontology annotation, biological process: regulation of microtubule polymerization or depolymerization. The record is from RefSeq and is a predicted model, not a curated record.
ACAGGUUUCCGAUCAAUCGCUGUGCGGGCGAGCGCCACCGCACAUGACGCACAGAUCCUCUCCCACCUUUCCGCCUUCGGCAAAAAUAAAAAAAAGGCGUAUUGACCGGCCGCUGCAGCUCGCGCCACUCGUGCAGCAGCACCGCUCCCGCUUUCGCCGCAAGCCAAUUCCUCUUAGCAUGAGGCAUAACAGUUUCCAUGGAAAACGAUGAUGUAGUGGGGAACAACAAAACUUUGCAAUCGACGAACGGGACCUCCUCUCCCUCACCCUCCCUUCCUUGCAGCAGUUCGCACGUAUAAGGUCGCCGGUAAAGAAUCGAUGUCGUCGCUGCUUAGGGACGUCGCACUCCUUUUCUGAAUUUUUCUCUUUUUUUUUCCCUCCUUCCUUCUCAGAACGCCGCAGCGGCUUUCCGAACUCACCGCAGGCAAAGUGGUUUUGGUUUCAACGAACGCCAGGUCAAAACGUUUGGGCCAGUCACCCAACUCCCACCUGUUUCUAGAAAGCUCGGUGGUAUAGUCUCCGGCACCGAGCAUUAGAGAGAGUAGAGUUAUAGGUAGGCGCCAAAACGUGUUGGCAAUUCGUAGCUACUGUGGCAAUCUGCCGGCUCUGAGUGAUGUCGACACUAAGGGCGUAGCGUUGCGCCUCGAAAGGCGGCUGCAGAAUCGGGCGAGUCGAUUAGUGAAAGGCUUAAGCGUUGCGACUUGGUUCCGCUUACGACGCAAUUUGUACCUCGAUUAGUGUACGCCUGUGCAGACGCAGUAGAUGCUUUGCGGUUCCCGUCUGAAUCGCUUCGAUUCGCAGCCCGGAUGGUCGCGUGCGACUCGUGCUACGCGCUGACGUGAUAACCUCCUAAAAUAUCACGUUAUCAGUGGGCGAUUCAGCUGGUCAGGGAAGAUGUAGCCGCGCUGAUAGCUGUCGACAUUGCAACGUUUUCAUGAAUCGAUCUUUUGGUGCAGGAACAGGCAUCGCGACGAACUUUUGUCCCUUAUUUUGAAGUGCGCGCACAAGACAGUCGUAAUUCAUUGCAGCGCUAGACGCCUACGUAUUCGGGAGAUAAGUUGAGCAAGGUCUUUGUUCAGUGGGUGUGAACAAGGCACGAUUGCAUACAAAAGCGUGAAACGCUUCUUCCGGAGAGCGAAGUGUAGCUACAGGUGCUAGGACCUGUGCUUUAGAAGCGUACAGUGUGCAUCGAGUGAUCUGCAGGAAAGUGUUGAUUUUGACCGAACGUGCUGUUGUGCUGUGAUCUAACCGUUACUGUUGCUUGAAGGAGACUGGCAGCCAUGUUGGUUGCUCCGGCCGUUUGUUGCCUAAAACUAUCGUUGCUGUAGGAAAGGACAUUUGAAGGGCGGUUCGUUGUCUUGAAAACGCCACAUGAGCCCUCACCUUCGUCUCAAGAAGCGACUGUCAGCGAUCUUGAGUGCAACGCCUUGCGCUGAAGAGGCUCCCUGCAAGAGCUGACGACUCCUGCCAGGACUAUACUGGAACGUCUGGGAUUAUGGGCUGCGUUCCCUCAACGCGCGUGUCGUCGAGUGUGCCUCGAGCCGAGAGUGUCAUGGUCAAGGACACCGGUUCGAUACCCACGACGCCGGUGCUGACAAACCCUGCCGGAGACGUUGAGCGCAGAGACAGUGUUUCCAAAAGCGACGGGACUGGUACUGAUGUGCAGGAAGAACCGCAGACGGUGUUCCAGCGCACACCGACGCCACGGCCACAGACGAGCGAGACCCAGAGUCCGGACUCGGGAGUUCACGAGCUAUACGACGAGUACGCUGACGUGGUGACGGAGUUCUCCGCGCCCGAGAAAGUGCGCGCCGUCGAGCUGGAGUUCAAGCCUCUCGCGGACAUUGAGCUGGUCGUAGAAGGAAAGCAGUGUCCUAGACGGAUGAGCGGCAAGGACAGGGAGCGGCACGAGCAGGAGGCCAUCCUGAACAAGCUCAGGACUGAAGGCCUCGUCCUGCGGCCCGAGAGCAAGGCCUCUGGUGGGGUGGCUUUCGAGCUGGUGUCUGCGGAAAUCGAGGACAAGCCUUCGACGAAGGGCGCGGCUCGGCAACUACCUCCCUUGCUUCAGAAGAAGAGGAGAAAAAACAAGGACCGCUCGCGGGUGACGAAAGAAAGUAUUAUCGACAAGCUCGAAAAGGCGGAAGACCGACGGAAGAAACAAGUCGAAGAAAAGGUCCGGAAGGCGAAGGCAUUUUUGGAAGAAACGUGCCCUCCGAGGAAACCAGUUGAAGAAGAGGCGAACAUUACGCACGCCGUGAAAAUGGCUUCCAAGGCAGAGAGCAGGGAGAAACGGCUGGAGGAUAUGGUUCGGAAACUGAAAGCCAAGGAGGAGCACGCGGAACGAGUUAGAAGAAGAAAGCUGCUGCGGCAAGCGACUAUCCAGGACUCCACAGAGGCGCCCGUCUAGUAUCUGGUU